This is a messenger RNA of Felis catus (domestic cat), 2723 nucleotides long. It is a transcript of the gene PRSS52, whose product is annotated as serine protease 52-like. Gene Ontology annotation, molecular function: serine-type endopeptidase activity. The record is from RefSeq and is a predicted model, not a curated record. Gene Ontology annotation, biological process: proteolysis. Lineage: Eukaryota; Metazoa; Chordata; Mammalia; Carnivora; Felidae. The transcript has 5 exons. The coding region runs from base 58 to 858 and encodes 266 amino acids.
GAAUCAGCACAGUAUCACUUGAAGGCUUUCCAUUGGCUUGAGUAAAGACCAGUGCUGAUGACAGGAUGGAGGGAUGGAAGAGCAGUACUUCUGCUCCUGGUCAACCUGCUGCUUCCCCGGGCACACAGCUCCCCAGCAUGGACAUGUGGCCAAAGAACAAGUACCAAACCUGAGAAGUCAGAAAUUUUGGAAAUCACAGGUGGGGUAUCUGCAGACAUAAUAGAUUUUCCAUGGCAGGUGAGGAUUCUUUACCAAGGGAGACACCUUUGUGGAGGAUCAAUCCUCAGUGAGUGGUGGAUUUUAACCGCAGCCCAUUGCUUCAUAAACAGAAAUAAUUUUGAGAUAAAAUCUGGCUUGGAGAUAAUACAUGGUGAAAGAAACAUUGAUACCAAGAACUUGACAAGGAUGAAAGUGGACAAGUCAAUUAUUCACCCUUAUUUUGACAGCUGGUUCUUGGAUAAUGACAUUGCUUUGCUCUUACUCAAAUCUCCAUUUAAAUUGGGUGUCAAGGAAGUACCCAUCUGCCUGUCAGAGGUUAAUGACAUACAGAAAUGGAGAAAUUGCUGGGUGACUGGAUGGGGCAUUACCAUUCCUAUGCAAGAUAUGACUUCACGGCUGCAAAAAGUCAACAUCAAGCUGGUCAAAUGGGAAACAUGCUCCCAUAAGGUGCCUAUACUCACCAGGAACAUGCUGUGUGCUGGGAGCCCUCAAGGUGGGAAGGACGCCUGCCAGCUAAUCCCUGAGAUCUACAGAUUUGGUCUUCAGAAGGAUCCUGUCACCUCCCUACCUACCACCUGGUCCAGAGCCUCAGCAAAUACUGCUUUCAGCUCUCAGAGAUCAUGUGCAACAAUGCUAUGAUUGAGGAUCAGGAAAUCAUUGAAGUAGAAAUGUCCUAAAGAGAGGUGGUAAAGAUACACAUAGCUAAAUGAGUUGUAGUAGUCAAGACACUUUUGAAUGCAAACAUUAGAAACUCAACCUGAAGCAAAAAAAAGGGGGGGGGAUGAUAAAUAUACUGGGGUAGCACAGAACCAAAGGAAUUACCAUUCUAGUAAACAGUUGUCUGAAAGUGUGACUUAGUCCAAGAUGACAUUUUGUACCAUCUGGAAGAGUGGGCGGACCAUCCUUCUUGCAAUCAGUCAUGAGCAUAAUUUUUCCAACCAAGCAAGACAUAAUAAGUAGCAUUCUUUUCUAAGGCAACUCAGCACAUUUUUGAAGAGAAAGGGAAAAAUAUACUCAAAAAGAUGGGUGUUUUUAUAUGAGUUUGCCUUAAGUAGAAUUCCUUGAGCUAUGAAUAACAACAAAAUAAAACAAAAAGGAGAAAUAUUUUCUGCAUAUGCAUUCUGAAAGGGAAGAAAAGAAAGUAUGAAAAAAGUUUCUCUCUGCUGACUUUCAUUGGCUGCAUGAGAACAGGACAGGUUGGCCACCAUCUGAAUCUAGAGAGAGGGGGGUGAAGAAGCAUUUCAGUGGAUGAGGUCAGAGAGAAUCGAUAUACAGCUGUUUUGCCAAAACUGCAGUGUUACCCCAAACUUUUGGCUGUUGGUAAGCAGGGAAAUACGACUACAAGUAGAUGGGUUACUGCUCCUGAGAAAGGUAGGUUUACAAAUAAUUUCCUCUUUUUUGUGAAAGAAGUAACAGCAAUUUGGCCUUCAAGUUCAGAAGGUAGAGGCUAGGAGAGACUGAGAGGUCACAGUGUUGUGCCCUCAGCUCAGGGCAGCGGCUGACAGAGAAGUUGAAACAGCCUGGCCUCUCACCCAGGAUCCUAUGAAAGGGAGUGUGUGCGGGAAGGGGGCUGCUUAGCCUCCAUUGCAAAGCAGGUUGUCAAACUUUCCAAUUUUUGCCAAUUCUGUAAAGAAGAAAUAAGAGUUCAAACUAGUAAUUUUUUUCUUCAAACUGAGGUAUAAUUUACGUAGAGAGACAUGCCCUGACCUUAACUUUAUAGUUUGAUGAGUUUUUAAUAAUGCUUAUAGCCAUAUAAUCCACACCCCUAUAAAGGUAUAGAGCAUUUCCACCACCGUAGAAAGACCACUCCAAGCCCUUCCCCUACCAAUCCCAACUUACUCCCACCCUCUUUCCCUUCCACCAGGAUCAAACACCAUUCUGGUUUCUUUCAGUUCUUUCAGUGUGUAUUAGUUUUUCCUGUCAUAGAACUUUUUAAAAAAUGGAACACCAUGUUAUAUACUUUUUUGUGCCUGUUUUCCUUACCUUAACAUAUUUUUGAGGUUCGUUUAUGUUGUUGCAUGUAUCUGUAGCUCUCCCCUUAUUACUGUAGAGUAGUAUUCCGUACCACAAUUUAUUUAUGCAUUCCAUUUUGAUGGACACAUGAGUUGCUUAUAAUUAGGGGCUAUUAUAAAGAAAAUACUACUACAAAGGGUCUUGUAACAAAUAUUUCUGUGUAUAUGUUUUCAUUUCUGUUGGGUAAACAAGAUGUAAAAUUUCUGGGUCAUAGAAUAGGUGUAUAUUUAACUUUAUGAGAAAUUACCAGGUAAAUAUCACAGUUAUUUUAUACUGUCCACCCUGCAAUCCAAGUAACAGAUGAGAAUUCUAGUGGCUCCACAUCUUUGCCAACAUUUGGUAUUAUCAGUCUUUUUAAUUUCUCUAUUCUGUGGGUGUGAAGUGGUAUCUCAUUUCACCCUAAUGGGGUUGAAAAUGUUUUCAUAUGCUUACUAACCAUUUGUAUAACUCUUUUUGCGAAAUGCCUAUUAAAGUACCUUUCCCAUCUUUAA